AUUCAUUUCCCCGUAAACCCUAGCAAAAACCUCUUCACUCUCUCUCUCUCUCUCGAUUCACUUCUCCUUACACAAUGGCUUGGCGCAGUGCAGGUUCUGCUGCUCGCUCGUUCGUCUCCGCCACCGCUAGAUCACCGUCUCUCCGAUCUCCGACGACGGCGCUCCCUCGUCUCCGUCCUCCUCAAUCCUCCCGUCGCUUCACCUUUUCAUCACCUUCCAGGAACCUAGGAGUACUUGGUUGCACACAGUCGUUUUUGCCUCUGUACAGUGUUGUGGCUGCUUCUCAACUCACAUCUCACCUUAAUGUUAAUUUGCGAGCUUUCUGCGAGCUGUCUAACGGUACCUUCCAACGCACUUGUCAGGAUCGCUAGUAGUCCUCUUUGUACUUGAAGAGACCAUAGAGUGUUGGAACGUCACAAGACGUGCAUCAGUAAUACUUUGAAGGGAUGUGAGAUGGAAACAUGAGGUUACCUCAGAAAAAAAAAACAUAGUUGUGUUGUGUUACUCUUUUAGAAGUUUUAGUUCCACAAUGUGUGGAUUAUUAGCUGUAGAGCUUUUAGUUUCGCUUGGCACAAUGUUUUUUUUUCUCAAAGAACAUUUUUAUUUAUUUUUUGUUUUAGAAAAAUGCAUAUCAGCAUUAAUAAGUGUACUGGAUCUUAAAACUUAAAGAAAUGGCAAUUGUUUAUGAUUGCAAA
Capsella rubella is the source of this 695-nucleotide messenger RNA. RefSeq lists its product as uncharacterized. The transcript is spliced from 3 exons. The record is from RefSeq and is a predicted model, not a curated record. Lineage: Eukaryota; Viridiplantae; Streptophyta; Magnoliopsida; Brassicales; Brassicaceae. The coding region runs from base 75 to 371 and encodes 98 amino acids.